Cannabis sativa is the source of this 3051-nucleotide messenger RNA. RefSeq names its product putative disease resistance RPP13-like protein 1. Gene Ontology annotation, molecular function: ADP binding. The record is from RefSeq and is a predicted model, not a curated record. Gene Ontology annotation, biological process: defense response to other organism. The coding region runs from base 1 to 3051 and encodes 1016 amino acids. The transcript is spliced from 2 exons. Lineage: Eukaryota; Viridiplantae; Streptophyta; Magnoliopsida; Rosales; Cannabaceae.
AUGGCUGAAUUGGUUGGAGGAGCUCUUCUCUCUGCUUUGCUUAAUCCAUUGGUGAACAAGUUAACUGCUGAGGUUAAGGACUUCUUCAAAGGAAAAGAUGCCAUUCUCAAGCUGUUGAAGGAGUUCAAAACUUUGCUGUCCUCUGCUGAUCUGCUGCUCAUUGAUGCUGAGGAGAAGCUCAUCAAAGACCCAAGAGUAAGAAAAUGGCUUGAUGAUCUCAAGGAUGUCAUUUAUGAUGCAGACGACUUGGUUUACAAGAUCGACACUGAAGCAUGGCGAAACGAACUUGAAGGUGGUGGUCCUUAUGAAUCUCAUAGCAGCUGCAGUUGUGCUAGUAAGGCACUCAUGAGACUCAUCUCAUCAACUCCUCUAACUUCAUUUGAUAAGAGCAUAAAACCUGAGAUAGAAGAGACACUUGAGAAAUUGAAGCUUCUUCUAGACAACAAAGAUCUUGGUUUGGAACGUGUGAAAAAUCAUAAGAAGCCAGAGAGGAUAUGUGGUCCUUUGGUGGAAGAAUCUGAUGUUUAUGGAAGGGAUGUUGAUAAAGAAGCUAUUGUUAAAUUGCUUCUUUCGGGUGAUACGAGUAGUGGUGACAAAUUGUCAGUGAUCCCUAUAGUGGGGAUGGGCGGUAUUGGAAAGACUACUCUCAUUCAGCUUGCAUACAGUGAUGAUAGAGUCGUUAAAAUGUUUAAUACCAGAGUGUGGGUUACUGUGGGAGACGAUGAAAAAGUGAACAGUUCUAAAGUUAUGAAAGCAAUUAUUCUGAAGGUCACAUCUGCCAAAUGUGAAAUUGAAGAGGAGUUUGAAGUUUUAAAUGAAGUCAAGAAGGUUUUAACUGGGAAGACGUUUCUCAUUGUUCUUGACGAUAUUUGGGACGAAGAUAGCAACAGAUGGGAGGUCAUAAAAAGUACUUUUCAAUCAGGAUUCCCAGGAAGCAAAAUCAUUGUGACAACACGUAGCAAUAAGGUUGCAUCAAUUAUGGAAACUACAUCAUCAACUUAUUUUCUAAGCACUAUAUCUUUUGACAAAGGUUGGCAAUUAUUUGUUAAAUGUGCUGCACUCAAUGUCAACUCACAUGAGUACUCAUAUCUUCAAGUAAUUGGUCAAAAAAUUGUUGAAAAGUGUAAUGGGCUUCCUUUAGCUAUAAAAUCACUUGGUGGUCUUUUACGUGGGAAACAGAAUAAGGAGGAUUGGGAGGACAUAUUAAACAACGAUAUAUGGGGGUUGUAUGAGAGUGAGAGUGUUGGUAUUCUUCCAGCUUUAUGGCUGAGCUAUUUUUAUUUACCUUCACAUUUGAAGUCUUGUUUCUCUUAUUGUGCUAUAUUUCCUAAAGAUUAUGAAUACACUGAAGAAGAGAUGAUUUUAUUGUGGAUGGCUGAAGGUCUUUUACUUCCUAAGAAGGGAACAAGAAUUGAAGAAAUCGGAAAGAAGUACUUCAAAGAUCUAAUCUCAAUGUCAUUUUUUCAACCAUCAAAUAACAAUGCGAAGGAGCCAACUUUUAUCAUGCAUGAUCUUAUACAUGAUUUGGCAAUCUUUAUUUCUGGUGAGUUUUCUUUGACAAUAAAUAAUAUCAGACAAUGUUCUCACAAGGUUCGUCAUUUUUCAUACCAGCAAGGAUGUGCGAAAGGCAAUGACCCUAAGGAAUUUGAGGAGUUAUUUAAAGCUAAGUACCUGCACACCAUAUUGUGGAAAGAACGUCUAACCAUUGAUCAGCUAAUGAUUGAGCAGUUGGACAAGUCAUUUCCAAGCUUGAGGGUACUACACAUAUCUGAUUAUAACAUCACCAAGUUUCCUUAUUCAAUAGGCAAUUUGAAGUAUUUAAGAUAUUUGAAGUUAGAUUGUCGCAACAUUGAAGAAAUAUCUAAUACAAUAUGUAAGUUGUAUAAUUUGGAGACACUAUUGUUGGAGGAAUGUUAUUCAGUUUCUCGACUACCAAAUGAUAUAGGAAAUUUAACCAAGUUGCGACAUCUUAGUGUUCCCUUCGAUUUAGUAGAGAUGCCAUUGCAGUUCGGGAAGCUACAAAAUUUGCAAACACUAAAUAGAUUUGUUGUGGGAAGUAAUAGAGAUUCUGGUGGUAUUGAAUUGUUGAAAGAGUUUUCAGAUCUACACGGUAGUCUUUCUAUUAAUGGACUAGAAAAUGUGAGUAGCCUUGAGGAAGUUUCAGAUGCACCAUUAUUAAAGAGUAAGAAGUCUCUUAGCCACCUAUUUUUAAUAUGGGAUAGUGAACCUAAACUUGAUGAGUUGCACAAAGAAAGAGAGGUACUCAGUGCCUUCCAGCCUCAUCCAAACUUGAAGAAACUAAAGAUUGAGAACUAUAAUGGCAACGGUUUCCCAAAUUGGAUGGGAGAUCCUCACUGCUUGUCUAAUUUAGUAAGCAUGGAGAUGAGACGUUGUGGUAAAUGCAGCUUCUUGCCGUCGUUGGGACAACUGCCUUCUCUAAAAGAUCUUAUCAUUCAGGAUUGUGGUGUGGUGAAAAUAGAUUCAAAGUUUUAUUGCACUUCUAGUACUAGUGUUGAUUCUUCUGUUGCAAUACAAACAAAGCCAUUCUUUAGAUCUUUGGAAAACAUGGUAUUUCAGAAAUUGUUUGAGUUGGAAGAGUGGUCAUUUAUGGAAGGUGGAGGUUUUCCUCGUCUUAAGAGUGUUCAUUUUGAGUAUUGUCAUAAACUAAAAGUGACAUUGUUAGGAGAUUAUUUUCCGUCAUUGAUAGAGCUUGUAGUAGAUGGCUGUGAGGAACUAAUACCAUUAUUACUUCCAAGAGCUCAACUCAUGCAGGCCCCUUUGAUAACUUUAAAGAAGAUUAGAAUUGACAAUUGUUCAACUUUGACACACUUAGACGAGGCGGCCUUUCAGCACCUCACCUCCCUUGAAAAGUUACAAAUUUAUUUCUGUAGUAACCUCCGAUGCUUGCCAAAAGAACUACCUACUUCUCUUUCUGAGCUAGUCAUUUUCGAUUGUCCAUUGCUAAGACCACGAGUCCAGAGGGAGACAGGGGAGGACUGGCCAAUAAUUGCUCACAUCCGAAAUAUAACUGUAAAUGACAAGAAAAUAUAG